Messenger RNA from Pezoporus occidentalis (night parrot), 1188 nucleotides. It is a transcript of the gene YEATS4, whose product is annotated as YEATS domain containing 4. The transcript has 7 exons. Bases 85 to 768 code for a protein of 227 amino acids. The record is from RefSeq and is a predicted model, not a curated record. NCBI's taxonomy places the organism in Eukaryota, Metazoa, Chordata, Aves, Psittaciformes, Psittacidae. Gene Ontology annotation, biological process: regulation of DNA-templated transcription.
GGCGGCGGUGCCGGGCGGAGCUGGCGGGGCCUGGCGGGAGCGGCGCGCGGGCGGCGGCUGCGGGCGGCGCCCCCCCGGGGCAAUAUGUUCAAGAGAAUGGCCGAGUUCGGGCCUGACUCCGGGGGACGCGUGAAGGGCGUCACCAUCGUGAAGCCGAUCGUGUACGGAAACGUGGCGCGGUACUUCGGGAAGAAGAGGGAAGAGGAUGGGCACACUCACCAGUGGACCGUGUACGUGAAGCCUUACCGAAACGAGGAUAUGUCAGCCUAUGUGAAAAAAAUCCAGUUCAAGUUGCAUGAGAGCUAUGGGAACCCCUUGAGAGUUGUUACCAAACCACCGUAUGAAAUCACCGAAACAGGCUGGGGUGAAUUUGAGAUCAUCAUUAAGAUAUUUUUCAUUGAUCCAAAUGAAAGGCCUGUAACCUUGUAUCACUUGCUGAAGCUUUUUCAGUCCGAUACCAAUGCCAUUCUGGGAAAGAAAACUGUAGUUUCUGAAUUCUAUGAUGAAAUGAUAUUUCAAGAUCCUACUGCAAUGAUGCAGCAGCUGUUAACAACGUCUCGUCAACUAACGUUAGGUGCUUAUAAGCAUGAAACAGAGUUUGCAGAUCUUGAAGUGAAAACCAGGGAAAAGCUGGAAGCUGCCAAAAAGAAAACUAGUUUUGAAAUUGCUGACCUUAAAGAGAGACUAAAAGCAAGUCGUGAAACCAUCAACUGUUUAAAGAGUGAGAUCAGAAAACUUGAAGAAGAUGAUCAGUCUAAGGAUAUGUGACAAGCAUUGACUUGAUACAAGAGCCUAUACUGAAAGUGGAAGGACUUCUUCAAUCAUGACAUUGUAUGCGUUCUCUUCAGUUCUGUAAAUGAGACUAUGCAGAUGUCACUUGCAGGUGAUUGAAGUGUGUGACUUGACUUCAUACAUGGAAGAAGAGGAAGGUAUCCUUGGUUUGUAGGUAAAAUCUGUGGAUACUCAACAGUUUAUUUCUGGUAGAAGGUGUCUUGGAGACCAGGCUACUUGUUUGGUUUUGUUUGUUUUUAAACUGCAUUUGAGUGGUAUAUGAAAACUUAAUAUUAAGUCUCGUAUUAGUUCAAUGUGAUUUCACAAAAUGCAGGUGUUUACUUUUUUACUUGGUUUUGUAUUGAUGGUUUAGAGAUGCAUCUUUAAUGCUAAAAUAAAAUAUGUGGUUUUUUAGUA